UCGGUCGUGCCAGAUCGGUCAUUCAUCGUUGUUGGUUUUUAGCGAGCAACGCUGCCACGUAAUGACGGAUCAAUAAGUCGAAAUAAAGUUUGUGGUGCCGCAAAAUACAUGUAUUUAACGCCAAAUUUUUAAAAAAAUUGUGAUAUUAAGUAUUCUCAUUCGUAUUGUGUGAUAUAAACACUAACUCUCUAUCUGUGAACAUAUAAAGUGCAUUCGAUACGGACUUGCGUGUUUGUAAAACAUUUUAAUGCCUCCCGUUAGCACAAGUUUCGCUGGUUGGUCUCCUGGCGUCCAUAUUUGUGUAUCUCUGGCUGGCCAGACUGAUAUGGAGCACUGUUGAAGAUGCGCGCCCCUACCCCCUCCGAGCCGAAGUCUAUAUUUCCUACCUACCAAGUGCCUCAAAUGUCAGCCAUAAGGGGCAGCGCACCCCCAGUACAAGUUGCAGGGACAGCUUGGGGGGGUCGAGCCGAUCCCCCAAGUAGUACCCCCAGCGCCAUUAAUGGCGCUUUAUCUGUGAUAUCUGGCUCAAGUUGUCAUUCAAUUGACAACUCUAAUAUUAGAAUGCAGUCUGUGACCGAAAAUUGUCUUCUGAACUCUGUUACCGUACCAAAUAUGCAACGUAUAGACCAUGGCAUGGUCACCCACAAUAAUAGCUUUAAGUUAGUUAGUAAGUUUGGUGCUUUACUCCCUGGACGAGACAUUCCCAAUCAAAAGUCUGAUGACCUCGAACUACACAAUGACCUUAAUGUACUGAUAACCACUAAAUACGAUACAAAAAACUGCGAUAACAACGACAAAAAAGACCAUGAGGGUAACUUAAAGCCUGGAACUCAUACCUGCACAAAUUACUCCAAUUGUAGGGAGCUAUCAUCGCCUUUGAGACUUCGGGGAGGAGGCGAAAGCUCUCUUAGUACUGGUACUUCUGGAUGGGGCACUCCACCUUCUCAGCAAUCUGGUAACAAUAAUGCAAACAAAACCAAUGGUCAACAGCCACCUACUUCACAGCCAAAUAACACUGGUUGGGGUCAGCCUGGAUCAAAACCUGUUAAUAACAAUGCAAUACCACCAACUAAUCAACCUCCUAGUACUGUUGCUAAUCCACCAAACAAUAAUGUAACAAGCAACAAUACCAAACAGCAAUUAGAACAACUCAAUAGUAUGAGAGAAGCUAUCUUCAGUCAAGAUGGCUGGGGUGGGCAACAUGUCAAUCAAGACACUAACUGGGAUAUACCCAGUAGCCCUGAACCCCCGAUUAAAAUGGACAGCUCCGGUGGUCCGCCUCCUUGGAAACCCGCAGUCAACAAUGGUACCGAAUUGUGGGAGGCGAAUCUUCGAAAUGGAGGACAACCUCCUCCGCAACCUCAACAAAAAACCCCGUGGGGUCAUACUCCGUCUACGAAUAUAGGAGGCACUUGGGGCGAAGAUGACGACGCAGAUAGUUCUAAUGUUUGGACUGGAGUACCUUCUAAUCAACAGCAGCAACAACAGCAGCAGCAACAACAACAACAACAGCAGCAGCAACAGCAAUGGGGAGGAGCUAGUAACAAUACCAAUAAUGGAACAAUGUGGGGUGGUCCUAAAAAAGAAAACGAUUGGGGCCCAGGUACGAACAACUCAGGUUGGGGAGAUCCUCGUGCAUCUGAUCCUCGACAAGCUGCUAUGGAUCCUCGAGAUAUUAGAGAUAUUCGCCCUGAAAUGAGAGAUAUGAGACCAGGAAAUUCUGAAACGAUAAGAAUUUUAGAUCCCAGAGAACAGAUGAGGCCAAUGCCUGGCAGUGAUAUGAGAGGAGACCCCAGAGGAAUAACAGGAAGACUGAAUGGAGCAGGUGCUGAAGCUUUUUGGGGACAAAGCACACCUCACCCAACUUCUCAAACAAUACACCAUCACAACAAAAUGCCCGUACCGCCCGGUAACGGAGCUGGUUGGGAAGAACCAUCGCCGCCGACUCAAAGACGCAACGUUCCCAAUUACGAUGACGGAACCUCUUUGUGGGGAAAUCCCCAACAAGGCUCUCACUGGAAAGAUCUGCCCACAGGGGCAAGUAUGGGUCGCGGUGGUAAUGGUAAUGGUCCUCCCGGUAUGACCCAAUCGCGUAUGAAACCCGACGGGUCGAUGUGGGGCGGACAUGGUCGAAACGGUUCGUGGGAAGACCACGGCGGCGGACCCGGAGCUGCAUGGGACGAGCCCUGUUCUUGGCCCAAACAGAAAAUGCCCGAUCCGUUAUGGGACGAAUCCGAUUGGAGCCAUAAACAACAGAACAAGCCGCAAUUGACCAAGGAAAUGGUGUGGAAUUCGAAGCAAUUUAGAAUGCUAGUAGACAUGGGACACAAGAAAGAAGACGUCGAAAACGCUCUACGCAUGCGCGGAAUGAACAUGGACGAGGCUCUAGACUUACUUACGCCUUUGCGCAAUAAUCGUGAUACAGGAGGAUGGGGCGCUCGCCACGAAGACCAUUACGAACACCCGCCGUUCGGUCAAAGAUUCCCGACCGGACCCGGUAGUCAGUUAACCGGUUUUCCGCCCGGUAAUAACGCUCCUAAUCUCCUGAAUAAUAUGGGUAAUUCGGGACCGAAUAAUUCUCUCAUUAAUAACAUUGCCCCGGCGGUCGUACAAAAAUUAUUGACUCAAGGGGCUGGAUCUCAAGGAUUUGGCGGAGCUUCGGGAAAUGCGGGUAGAAAUAUCCAACCUCAAUCUCAGCCCUCGACACAACAACUCAGAAUGUUGGUGCAGCAAAUACAGAUGGCAGUUCAAGCGGGAUAUCUCAAUCACCAGAUUCUUAAUCAACCUCUGGCGCCACAAACUUUGGUACUUCUUAAUCAACUUUUACAACAGAUAAAGACUUUACAGCAGCUCAUAUCUCAACAGUCCAUAGCCAGUACUCCUUCUAUCAGCGGAAAACCAAAUAAUACUUUCAUGCAAUUCUCCGUUCUCAUUACAAAAACUAAACAAUCCAUUACCAAUUUGCAAAAUCAAAUUGCCGCUCAACAAGCAACGUACGUCAAGCAACAACACCAACAAAGUGGAAUGGGUGCUUACGACUUUAAACCUCCGAUACAUGACUCGAUAAAUACGUUACCGAGCAACUUUGCCGAAUUGGGCAUUAAUAAAGAUCCUCAGUUGAAUCAACAACAAUCACGACUUACACAAUGGAUAAACAAAGAUAAAGAUGAAGGAGGGGAAUUCAGUAGGGCACCCGGUUCAUCUUCUAAACCUAUAAAUACCUCGCCUAAUAUGAAUCCUCUUGUCCUGAAUUCGACAGAUGGACCUUGGUCUACUGGACGAACAGGAGACACUGGUUGGCCUGACUCAUCAACCAAUGAUAACUCGAAUGAUGUAAAAGACGCACAGUGGUCGACCACCACUCAACCUUCCUUGACUGAUCUUGUACCUGAAUUUGAACCUGGAAAGCCCUGGAAGGGCAAUCAAAUAAAGUCAAUCGAAGAUGACCCCAGUAUUACGCCUGGUUCAGUGGUGCGCUCUCCUCUGUCUGUAGCAACAAUCAAAGACAAUGAAUUAUUCAAUAUGAUUCCCAGCAAAAGUCCCCCCGCUACUGAUAUUCAACCUUUAAGUCUCAGUUCGUCUACUUGGAGUUUCAAUCCAUCUGGCACUGCUACAUCAAGUGCAUUUACUAGAAAUAAUUACAGUCCACCUGGAAAAUUGCCAACAUCCAAAGCCUCUCUAGGUGACCUGAAUCCCACGACGGCUGUAACGUCCGAGCUUUGGGGAGCUCCGAAAGCCUCCAGAGGUCCUCCUCCGGGUUUAUCGGCGAAGGGAAGCGCCGGUGUCAUAGCGAACGGUUGGUCCGGCGUAAAUUCCAUGCCUUGGGGUGCCGGCGGUGGCCAAAGGAGUUCUGGAAAUUGGGGUGGAUCCUCUCAAUGGCUGUUGUUGAGAAAUUUGACAGCUCAGAUUGAUGGUUCUACUUUACGCACAUUAUGCUUGCAACAUGGUCCAUUACUAAGUUUUCAUCUUUAUCUACACCAAGGUUUUGCACUUGCCAAAUACUCAUCUCGCGAAGAAGCUAUUAAAGCUCAGACCACUUUAAAUAACUGUGUACUAGGCAACACGACAAUAUUAGCAGAAAAUCCUACCGAUUGGGACGCGAAUACCCUGCUACAGCAAGUAGCUAGCCAACAAAGUGGUUCUUCGGGCGCCUGGAGAGGCUCGAGCAAACAGCCUACCGGAGCCGAUACGUGGAGCACCGGCUGGUCGAAUAAUCCAUCCAGCACCAAUCUGUGGGCAGCUUCACCUUUGGAUAACACGGAUCCCGCGCGCGGUACCCCAUCUAGUCUAAAUUCCUUUCUUCCCAAUGACCUGUUAGGUGGACAUAUUGCAAAAUCUUUUUUUACCACUUUAACGCACUUCUAAAAGGUCAAAUACUUGGUUUAAAUUUAAUGCUAAAUUUGAAGACUGUUACAUAUAUGUAUAGUUGGAAAUUCGAAACACUUCAAGGUAUAAGUACAUUCCGAAUAAAAUAUGUGCCAUCCGAAUGCCUUUGUAAUUGAAUUCAUAUCCAGGUAAUAAAAGUUUACUAUUGAUAUUUUUUAAUGUAAUAAAUUUUUGUCAUGACUGUAUCCAUAUAUUUGGCUUCAUAAUAAAUGUUAAUAGUUCCGCGUACCGCUGUACCUUGAUUUAAAACAAAAAAUAUGUAAAAAUAACACUAUAUACACAUUGUAACAAGUCAGUUAACACCAUAGAAAUAGUAUAAAAUGCUAAUUCCAUGAAUUAAGUGAAACCAACAGGAGCAAAUAUAGUGUGUCGGGACGCAGGCGCAUAAUGUAGUGAAUAUACGCGAUGUUUUAGGUCAACAAUCAUACAUUUUUAGAGGUAUUUCUUUAUAUAAAAAAGUUCAAGUAAAAACAUACUGGUAUUUUAUAUUAUUUCUAUGGUUAAUUUAAGUUCGAUUAAUAACAUAAUGCAGCAAAUUAAUUUUUAGGUUAUGUUAACAGAUUCAGAUGUGAUAACUUGACAAUUGAAUAAAUAUGAAUUUCCUUCACAAUAAAUUAAUAAAUCUAAGAGGGAGAAAGUAACAGUUUAAUAUAUCCUUUGUUUUUAAAUAAUUGAUUUAAAAUUAAAAAGUUACUUUGAUCUCUUUUACAUUUUUCUUUUCUGGUUAUUAUUAAGGGUGGGCAAAAUAAUCGAUUAUUUUCGAUUAAUCGAUUGUUUCGAUUAUACUCUAUUAUUUAUUUAGAUAUUUGCCCAAACCUAGUCAUUUUGACCAGGAAUGAUUUUCAACGUCUAUUCAGUUUUGUAAAAUGUUAAUAUUUCGUUGAUUUCAGAGUCUAUAUACAAAUUCAACUGUAUGCUUUUUAUAUCGACUCUGAGGUCGACAAAAUUGUCGAAAAAAAAAAUGUAUUUAUGGCAAAUUGACUAUACAAUAUCAAUAGUAAUAAUCAGUAAUGCUACCUCUUAAAAAUCAUGUGUUAUUGUUUAGGUUCCUGAUAAAUAACAACAUAGAUAUUAUGAAAUAAGCUAGGUCGUAUCCUUGUAUUCAUGUGAAUCUCUUAAAAAGAUUUUGGGAGGGUUAAAGUAGGGACCAGGCCGCGAUAUCACGGUAAUAUCAAAUAUUCAAAAUUAUGUAAAUCAAAUCCUCGACAUCUUUCAUGAUGUAUAAAGAUACAUUUUACAACAAAUAUUUACCUAUUUAAGACUUCAUUAAUAUGUAGAAAAUUACAAGUAAAAUAUAAAUAUCUGCACUAUUACGUAAUUAGUUUGCUGUUUGCUCAUCUCGUAAACAAUUUUUAAGUAUUAUUUAGUUGUCAUGAACAAUAUGUUUGGACUUAAAAAACCUACCUCAAUUAUUUUAUUAAAAACACACCAAAUUAUUUCGUUAAAUACUUUUUCUUUAAAAUUGUUAAGAUGGGCGGGCCGAGCAAAUUUUUACAGUGCUUUACACCUAAAAGUCUGCACAUUUAAAUAUAAAUGGGUUCAGAAUGGAAUAGCAAAGUUCACAAAUCCAAAUAUUUACCCUAUCUAUUUUUAAAGGUCUUAAUGAUUUUAUUUGUAAACAGCAGAGUUUUAGGUAUAGACUCUGUAUUGUGAAUAUAGAUAUUAAUUAAUAAAACUGGAGUACCAUUGCAGUCAGUGCAGAUGAUCACCUAGGAUAAGUUAGGUUAUGUAAGUGCUUUUUAAGUAACUGAAGUUGUUAUGCUCUGUACUUGUAACCCAAUGACCAGUAUGCAUUCAGUAAUAAAGGUUGUCUUAAAUGUC
This is a messenger RNA of Psylliodes chrysocephalus, 6207 nucleotides long. NCBI's taxonomy places the organism in Eukaryota, Metazoa, Arthropoda, Insecta, Coleoptera, Chrysomelidae. The record is from the annotation of a GenBank genome assembly.